This is a messenger RNA of Equus caballus (horse), 6561 nucleotides long. RefSeq names its product ADNP homeobox 2 (gene ADNP2). Gene Ontology annotation, molecular function: DNA binding. Gene Ontology annotation, biological process: regulation of gene expression. NCBI's taxonomy places the organism in Eukaryota, Metazoa, Chordata, Mammalia, Perissodactyla, Equidae. Gene Ontology annotation, cellular component: nucleus. The record is from RefSeq and is a predicted model, not a curated record.
CGGCGGCCGCCGGGCCCUUGCGGGGUCACCCCGGCGCGGAGCCUCGCCAGGGCCGCCUGAGGUGGCGGUCGCCCUCGGCCUGCCCUGCGGUGGUUCCCCCGGAGGGGGCGCGCUUUUGGAAGAGCAGCCGAACCGCCGAGAGCGAAUCUCUUUUCUUCACCCUGAGCCUUUGGUGUGAAUAUUGAUGAUUGAUGUGCGGAUGUUGAGAGGAAGAUUUUAACUUUUCGUGUGUCGUUGCUGGUCGUGUUGGCGUAGAUCCUGUUUGCAAAAUUUCUCCUAACAUUUGGCUUUGGAAUGUCAAAAGUUAGAACUGCCAGUUCAAAUAGUGCACAGUUGCAGAAUGAUAACUAACUAAAUGUUUUAAGUAUUUUCUUUGAGUUUGAAUGGGAGCCUUGCCUCAAUGCUGUUAAGCCUCGUUGUGAUUGAAUACGAUGGGUAAUCGCUGCCUCUCGAGACCUCGAGGGCUCUGCUGGGGGGAGGAAGCUGACUACAGUGCUGGCUGGCAAGUGCCCCGAAGGCUUGGGGGUGCACACAGGUUUCAUCGAGUGAGUGGUAGGGUUUGGAGUCUGGGCAGGAGCUGGGGCGUGGGGGGCUUUUGUGGGAGAGAGAGGACCACAGGCAAAGUAGGCGCCACGAGACGCGCACGUUCAUCUUUGGUUGGAGGUCGAGUGAUGUGUGUGGAACUUUAGAGCUGUUCCUGGAGCGUGGGCCAUAUCAUUAAGGAACUUGAUAUUUAGGUUGCAGUUGGGACUUUGUCGAGCCAGUGGUCUUUAAGCGUGGAAGGGAGAGAUCUGUGUGUAGAAGGGAACUGUCCGAGUCGGAGGACGGCCAGGGGUGGGGAGGAGAGAGGUUCAGCUGUCUGAUUGAGAGGGCGUGAGAGUGUGAGGGCUGGACUUAGCGUUAGGCAUUGAUGAUUUGUUAUGGGGGAGUGAAGGCAGAGUGGUGGCAGAAUUUUUCGAAGAAGGGAUCCUGGGGCACCUUUUUAGUUUGCACCCAGGUUGUAAUAUGCUGUUGGUGAGUUUAUGGUUGUAGUCACUUGGAGGGGCUAGGUCCCCAGGAUUCUGCCACGCCCUCGGCUCUGGCUGUCACACUUGUUAGGGCGGUGUGUUAACAUAGAGGAAACAGGAAGGCUGAUGACCUGCUGAAGACCAGGUGUCUGGGGAGGAUCUGCCAGUGUUUGAACCCGGACCUGAAUGUUGUUUCAUGGAUGGCACAAAAACAAAAGCCCUGUAUUCCCAUACUUGGGACGUUUCAUUUAGGUUUUUGGAGUUAGCUAAUAGCAAACACAGUGCUUAUGUUCUAAGUGCUUUUCUUGUGUUAACUCAUUUAUCCUCACAACUGCUUCAUGGAGUAGGUUGUACUCUCCCUGUUUUACAGGCCAGGAGCUGAGGCCCAAGGAUUACGUAAUUUGCUGAAGAUUGCACAGCUAAUUAAUUAUGGAGCUGAUUUGAACCGAGGCAGUACAACUCCAGAAUCCUUGCUUCUGAGACCAUUGUGCGGUGUUGCCUCUCAAGUGAAAACCUUUCGGUUUUACUUAGCUUUUGCCAGAUUUCUUUGGACUUCUCCUUUACCUCAGUCGGAGCUUUUUGGAAAAUUUCAAAAAUGUUUCAAAUUCCUGUGGAAAAUCUUGACAACAUCAGGAAGGUACGGAAAAAGGUGAAAGGCAUUCUUGUGGAUAUUGGGCUUGACAGCUGCAAGGAGUUGCUGAAGGACCUUAAAGGCUUUGAUCCAGGAGAGAAGUACUUUUUUAACACAUCAUGGGGAGAUAUUUCUCUCUGGGAACCUUCUGGAAAGAAAAUGAGAUAUCGGACAAAGCCAUACUGUUGCAGCCUCUGUAGAUACUCCACAAAAGUGCUUACUUCAUUCAAAAACCACCUGCAUCGCUACCAUGAAGACGAAAUUGACCAGGAGCUGGUGAUCCCUUGCCCAAACUGUGUCUUCUCCUCUCAACCCAAAGUUGUGGGGAGACACUUCAGAAUGUUUCAUGCACCUGUUCGGAAAGUCCAGAACUACACAGUGAAUAUUUUAGGUGAAACUAAAUCAUCUAGGAGUGAUGUGAUAAGUUUUACAUGUUUAAAAUGUAACUUUUCAAACACUUUGUACUACAGCAUGAAGAAGCAUGUGCUGGUAGCCCAUUUUCACUACUUAAUUAACUCCUACUUUGGCCUGCGAACUGAGGAAAUGGGCGAGCAACCGAAAACCGAAGAUACCCUUUCUACUGAGAAGAUGCCACCAUCUGACAAGUAUUACUGUAAAAAAUGCAAUGCCAAUGCCAGCAGCCAGGACGCGCUGAUGUAUCACAUUCUCACAUCGGAUAUACACAGGGACUUGGAGAAUAAGCUUAGGUCCGUGAUUUCAGAACAUAUUAAGAAGCCUGGACUUUUGAAGCAAAUGCAUAUUGCUCCCAAACCAGCUGCACAUGUGGCCAUGCCACCGCACACCAAUGCUCCGGGCCUCCCAGCUACACCCCCUUGCUUUCACCUUGCCUUGCCACAGAACAGUCAGAGCCAAACCGUAGUCCAGCCAGUUCAGGGCACAGUGCAGCCCGUGACUGUGGCCUCAGCUGCGUCUGGAAGUGUCACCCAUUCUCCGCCUGCCGUUGCCCAGUCCCGAGUGACUCUAGUCUCCAGCCCUCUGCCCGUGGGCCAGAGCAGCCUCACUCUGCCGCCCGCAGCUCCCCAGCCUGUCUUUCUUUCUCAUGGAGUCCCACUUAAUCAGUCAGCAAAUCCUCCUGUGUUGCCCUUGAGUCAGCCAGUUGGACCUAUAAAUAAGUCUGUUGGAACUGGUGUCCUCCCGAUAAACCAGACCAUCCGCCCAGGGGUUUUACCCCUCAACCAGCCUGUUGGGCCUAUUAGCAGACCAGUUGGGCCUGGAGUUCUUUCAGUAAACAGACCUGUUGGGUCUGGUGUCCUUCCUGUCAGUCCCUCUGUCACCCCUGGGGUUCUUCAGGCCGUCUCACCAGGGGUGAUUUCUGUGAGUCGGACAGUCCCGUCAGGGGUCCUUCCUGCAGGCCAGAUGACCCCUGCUGGGGUUAUCCCUUCGGGACAGACAGCAACUUCUGGGGUUCUCCCUGCGGGCCAGAUGGUGCAGUCAGGGGUUCUCCCCAUUGGCCAGACGGCCCCAUCGGGGAUUCUCCCCACGGGGCUGACAGUCCCUUCACGGGUUCUCCCUCCUGGCCAGACGGUCCCCCUGAGGGUUCUCCCUGCAGGCCAGGUGGUCCCACCUGGGCUCCUUUCUCCCAACCACACAGUCUCGUCAGGUGUUCUCCCUGUGAACCAGGGUAUUAAUUCUGGUGUUCUUCAGCUCAGUCAGCCUGUGAUGUCAGGAGUUCUUCCUAUGGGCCAGCCAGUGAGGCCUGGGGUCUUGCAACUUAAUCAGUCUGUGAAUACCAAAAUUCUGCCUGCAAAUCAGUCAGUUAGACCCGGUGCUUCGCAAAACACCACUUUCCUCACGUCAGGCUCCAUUCUCAGACAGCUGAUACCUACAGGGAAACAAGUGAAUGGGAUUCCCACAUACACCCUUGCCCCGGUGUCUGUCACUUUGCCCGUGCCACCUGGAGGUGUUGCGACCGUUGCCCCUCCCCAGAUGCCCAUCCAGCUCCUGCAGUCAGGCGCAGCUGCACAUAUGGGCAGUUCCGUGGCCAGCAUGCCCUCCUCUCCAGUGGUAGUGAAUACCACUCAGAAUAUGUUUGUUCAGGCCUCCUCAUCUGUGGCAGAGGGGAGUCAGGCGCUCAAACAGGCAAAGCAAUGGAAAACCUGCCCGGUUUGCAACGAGCUCUUCCCUUCCAACGUCUACCAGGUACACAUGGAGGUGGCUCAUAAGCACAGUGAAUCCAAAUCUGCUGAAAAGCUGGAGCCUGAAAAACUGGCAGCAUGUGCACCGUUUUUAAAGUGGAUGAGAGAGAAAACAGUUCGGUGUCUCUCUUGUAAAUGCUUGGUAUCGGAGGAUGAGCUUAUCCAUCACUUACUCAUGCACGGCCUGGGGUGCUUGUUCUGUCCGUGCACUUUCCAUGAUAUUAAAGGUCUUUCAGAGCAUAGUCGGACUAUGCACCUAGGGAAGAAGAAAUUACCCGUGGAUUAUAGUAACAAAGGCUUUCAAUUGGAUAUUGAUGCUAAUGGCAACCUGCUGUUUCCCCAUCUUGACUUCAUUACCAUACUGCCAAAGGAAGAGCUGGGGGAGCGGGAAGUCUACUUGGCAAUACUAGCUGGGAUACACUCCAAGUCGCUUGUCCCAGUGUAUAUUAAAGUGAGGCCUCAGACCGAGGGUGCGCCUGGGAGCCCCACCAAACAAGCCUUGACCUGCCCCUUCUGCUUUGGCACCUUUGUGACGACUGAGGCGUAUGAGCUGCAUUUGAAGGAGAGACACCACAUCAUGCCCACAGUCCACACGAUCCUGAAGUCUCCGGCCUUCAAGUGCAUCCACUGCUGUGGGGUUUACACUGGCAACAUGACCCUGGCCGCCAUCGCCAUUCAUCUGCUGCGCUGCCGGAGCGCUCCCAAGGACAGCAGCUCAGACCUUCAAGUCCAGCCUGACUUCAUUGAGAACGGCGAACUGCUGCUGGUCAACGGCGAGGUGCUACACGACUCCAGUUUUUCUGUAAAGAGAAAGCUGCCUGAGGGCCACUUUGGGGCAGAAGACCAGAGGGAUGGGGACGAGCGACCUGUCGUCAUCCAUGCUGAUGCAGCCCCCUCUGCAGAAAAGGUGACGAGCGUCGUGCCUUUCAAAAGACAAAGGAAUGAAAGCAGGACUGAGGGACCCCUUGUUAAUGAUGACGCUCUUCAAAUUUUAGCAUUAAAUCCUAAAAAAUAUGAAGACCGUUCUUAUGAAGAAAAAAAGCAGUUCCUUAGAGAUUAUUUCCACAAGAGACCGUAUCCUAGUAAAAAGGAAAUAGAACUGUUAUCCUCACUCUUAUGGGUGUGGAAAAUUGAUGUGGCUUCAUUUUUUGGAAAAAGAAGAUACAUUUGCAUGAAAGCAAUAAAAAAUCACAAGCCUUCUGUACUUUUAGGCUUUGAUAUGUCUGAACUUAAAAAUGUUAAACACAGAUUGAACUUUGAGUAUGAACCACAAAACUUGUAAAAAAUAAUUAGGAAAUCUAAAGUACUAGAUAAUUAGUAGUUUUUCCAAUUGAGAUUUUAAAAAAUGUUAUUUUCUUCACUGUAUGUUGAACUAAUCAAUUUCAGUGGUCUUUAUGCUGCUCUUUAGAUUUAUUUCAGGUGCUCAGAAAGACUUCUAUAUAUAGAAGUGAAUAGUUCUUUGAAAUUUAUUGUUUCCUGAAGUUUGAUUUUGUAACAAUUAUUUUUAGUUUUUUCCUCUGUCAUGUAAAUUAAAUCUUUUGAUAUUUCCUGCACGCCUUGUUUUCCUAGUAGUGUCAGUAUUGGAUGAUUAAAACUGAAAUCUACAUGUUUGUUUUUUCAUUUAAGGAAGUUUCAGCUUGUUUGAGAUUACUUGAUUAACUGCGACUUAAAGCAUUGGUCUCAGUUAGCUUCUCAUGCAGCAGCAGUUGAUACAGUAAAUGUGUGUAGAGAAGUGAGUACCAGCCCCCGUGAUGUGUAUGGUUCCUUAAGGAUGCACUGCGUUAACUUAUGCUGAUUUCUUCUUUGUGAGGUAUUUGUUUAUUAGAUUAUAAUUUUGAUUUACAUUUUUUCAGGUAUAUCCUAACAGCUGUUUUUGAUUAUAACUCAUAGGAAACCAAACAUUUUCAUUUAAAAAAAAUUACUGAACCUGAAAUCUGCUAUUUAGCUCAUAAGUCAAAAAGUUAUUUUACAAAUAAAGUAAUUCUGUAGGUGCAGAAGUACUUUUCAGUGUAGACUUUCCCCUCUUUUUGAUAUGGUGAUAGUCAUUUUUCCAUUCAAAGGUAAAACCAUAAGUCUUAGUGCCUUUAGAAUAAACACUGAAAACACACACACCAACUCUCCUCCUCACCUGACUGUCCAUAAGCCAGUGAAAGGGAAGGGCCGUGUUCCUCAGGAAUGAAGUUUUUACACCUGAGUGUGGACACUCACUGAAAUGUAAGCUAGGUUUUCAGGGGACAAGGUGGAGUGACAAGUCCCCAUGGCUGGCAUAUGAAAUCUCGGAUGGUUUCCUAGAGGGAAAUGAAUUUGUUUUGGAGAAAUGGGCUUUUCCAUAGUUCAGUUGUCCAGGUUAAUGGGCCAGGAUAUUGCUAAAGAACGCCUUUGUAUUACUCUCCUUUGGACAGUUAAACCUCGGUUGUUUUCACACAAUAUAAAAUAACUUAAAGCACCAGAACAGGAAUGGAGGCCAGCCCCUGUAGACCGGAAGUCAGGCUGCUGGUGACACACAGCAGAGGCGCCUGUCCAACGUAUUCAGAGGAUGUGACCGUCUCUGGGAAAUAGAUAACGUUGCUAUAUGGAUUAUAAAAAAAUACAAUACUCGCAUGUAAUUGCUAUAAUGUGCAUUUUUGAGGCAGUUGUGAAACUGGUCUGUGAUUGUUGGUGUACUCUGUUGUAAAUUCAGAAAGAGCUUGUUGAAGUUUAUUUUUUUUUUACCUAUUGUUUUCAGAGUGUCUAUUUUGAAUUAAAAUUUGUUAUAUUACUGCAAAUA